AUGUCGGACAAUACCAAUAUCCAGGGCACAUGGCAGACCGUGUCUCGGUCUUUCGGCGCUGGUGCUGCCCGUGUUGCUGGCGCCGGGGCGCUGGCCAGUCCCAUGGACCGCUGGCUCGCCGAGCCCAGCGGCUCCUCGCCCUACAACACCAUCGGCCAGGUGCGGCAGGGACAUGAUGCCUCCACGAACCAUCCGCCCGCGCCGUCCACGAACCACGCCACGUCCGGCUCGGCCAAGGAGUAG
Molecule: messenger RNA, 243 nt
Organism: Gaeumannomyces tritici R3-111a-1
Lineage: Eukaryota; Fungi; Ascomycota; Sordariomycetes; Magnaporthales; Magnaporthaceae
Exons: 1
Coding region: 1-243 (80 amino acids)
Source: RefSeq, a predicted model, not a curated record